Messenger RNA from Varroa destructor (honeybee mite), 1020 nucleotides. Its product is annotated as ribonuclease H2 subunit B. Gene Ontology annotation, cellular component: ribonuclease H2 complex; nucleoplasm. The record is from RefSeq and is a predicted model, not a curated record. Lineage: Eukaryota; Metazoa; Arthropoda; Arachnida; Mesostigmata; Varroidae. Gene Ontology annotation, biological process: RNA catabolic process.
CAUUAUAAAAAAAUGCCGUAUAAACUGAGAGCAAGUCGGACCAGCGCAAAGGCGAAACAAGAUGAUAUUAAGAAGGAAGCCGAUACUACUACAGGUUCAGAAAACAAAAAAGUUGCGACAACUGAAAGCUGGAUUAAGCAAGAGUUGGACCCUCAAAGAUUAGCUCUUUUUCCUGAUCUUUUAGUGGACGCGUUAUCUAGUGGCGGUGUGCAACUGAUUCGUUGUGGCCAUCCCCGGACGGGGUCUCCAUCGCUGUUCGCCCUCGUGAAAAACAAGCCAGCACGUCUAUUUGAAUUAGUGUUUCAUUCGACAACUGAGGGCUUCUGCAGCUUUCUCAUUGAUCAGUCUGUGGAAAAGGAUGGUCGGCUAAUUACGGCAACACCCUUCGAUGCUCGAUUUCUUGUUCUUGACAAACUUCGCAAAGUAAACAAAUUCGUGGAGAUUUCUGACUAUUUCGAGGGCGAUAUGAUCCAGAUUGUAGACGGGUUAAAACUCGAUGCUAUUGCCGACACAAAAGAGGUCUGUGGGCGCCAGCUUGCAAAAUAUAACGAGGAACGGGUGCUGAAAUGGCUUGAAGCAAAGGUACAGCGUCUAGCAAAGGUGCUUCAAGAUAAGGAAAUUCCUUGUGGGGCCGUAGCAAGAAGCAAGUUACUCAAAAAAGAAAAGGAUGAAAACGAUAUCAGAUCAUACGAAGACUACAUAUGCUCGACUGUGGAAAUUGUGAGGGAAUACAUUGCAGAUGCCCUUGGCGAUUUACUGGAAAAACGGCUAGGAAUUGAUCGGAAACGGAGCCUUAAAGAGCGAGACAUUGACGCAAGUGACCAUACCAGUCCAAACCCGAAACGUAAAAAAAUCGACCAGGAACCGGCGGAGGACUAUAUGAAACAAACCAGUGUUAUCAACGAGACGAAAGCUACCCCCAAACUGACUGCAGCCCAGAAAAAGCUAGCGUCCUGUGACAAAACUGGCAUGAAAAGUAUUAUGAGCUUUUUCGGGAGAAAGAAUUAAACUGACAUGAAA